Molecule: messenger RNA, 1219 nt
Organism: Hylaeus volcanicus
Lineage: Eukaryota; Metazoa; Arthropoda; Insecta; Hymenoptera; Colletidae
Product: potassium voltage-gated channel subfamily KQT member 1-like
Exons: 4
Coding region: 773-1219 (148 amino acids)
Source: RefSeq, a predicted model, not a curated record
UACGCCUCCUGUCAGAGCUGUCCGUCCGUAUCGCCGCAGGACGAGUUGUCUCCGUAGAAAAGCCACCUAUGGUGGUAGUGGUUGCCUCGCGGGUUUUCACCACGUACGAUUUUUUUUUGUUCUUCAACCUUUGACGACAUUUCGCGCAGCACAAUCGAUAAGCGAAAGCGUGCGUCUUUCACGCGGCCCACGCUGUACACGUGCACGCGAACGCAUCGGAGAGUAACACGUGUCUAUCGUCGUUGACAGGUGAACCAGUGUUGUUUUUCCGUUUGCUCCUGGCACCUGUCGUCGCACCAUCGCGCUGCCAGGAGGCUGGUGAACGACCAAAACCUCGUCACGCAGCGAGCGCAGGAAUCGAUGCCGACCAGGAUACACCGAGGAACGUUUACCAUACCCGCGAGCAUCACUAUGUGAUACGUGAACCGGAUAACGUUCGGCCUCUAAGGGAUACCUGCCCCUGGCUCGACGUCACCUUCACCUGGGAUUCUUUCCUAACGAAGCUGAGAAAGACCAAGCCUUUUGGAGUACUCCAGUCCGAGCUGUUCAAUUCGAAGUUCUUUGUGAGCUGGGCAUGGUCUUAGGGACGACGGCGGGGCGAUGACGCUCUACCACCGUCCGCCGUCAUCGUCAGGAGUCCCUCAGGACUCACCCAGUCUCCCUUAUCGGAUCCCGUGUUUGGUCCCGAUCCUGGUCUCUAACGGCGAACGUUUCUGCUAUUCAUCGAGGAAGCUCGCGAAGACGAACGCGACUGGUGCGUUCGUGAGGAGGCAUGAAGGAUCGACCGCAUCGACCUUACCGAGACCACGGGCAGGCGAUGCCCAUGGAGGAGGUUCAGGGAUUGCUACUUCCACCCUCCAGAACAGGUAACCGGGGACCUCUGAACGUGACGAUUGUACAGGUUGGAAAAGGAAACGGGGCCGGCGGAGAUGGCGGAAGUGAUUUACUGAGAUUGGAACCACCGUCGGAUUUAAGGCCAAGUCCGUCGCCCUUAUCCGAUAUCACGUUGCAGUCGGACAACAACGAUGCCUUUGGCGGAGGUGUCGAUCCAAGGUUGCUGUUGGGUGCUAGCACCGGUGGCGAUCGUAGCACGUGGGAGGGUCGUUACCACGUGAAGGAACAUCGACGUGCUGGAAAAGCGACCUUCCAGGGUCAAGUUUACAACUUCCUGGAGCGUCCCACCGGCUGGAAGUGCUUCCUAUAUCACUUCUCUGUGUGA